This is a messenger RNA of Porites lobata, 7558 nucleotides long. NCBI's taxonomy places the organism in Eukaryota, Metazoa, Cnidaria, Anthozoa, Scleractinia, Poritidae. The record is from the annotation of a GenBank genome assembly.
AGAAUUCAAAAGCAGGUCUGAGUUCCAGGAAUGUGCUUCGUUCAGCUCGUUCAUUCAGAAUUUGCAAAAAAAGUCGGGAAGAUAUAUCUGAAUGAAACAUAUCAUGUCACCACCAAAGAAGAAAUUCGACUUGGAAAGCGUUAAAGAAUUUAUCAGAAAUGUAGGGAGGAAAGCUGCUUCAAACCCCAGGCUAUCGUUAGCCUUUGCGUUUCUGUUAACAGUUUUUUUGGCUGGUAGUCUUAUUCUCGCAUUUAAGUUUGGACAAGAAUCAUCAGAAACAAAAGGUAGUCAAGGUAAGUGCAGAUAACAUUAAGGGGUAAUAUAAGAGAAUUUAAAAACGUUAUCUUCCGCACUGGCUCGUUUGACUCUGUUUCGGAACUGAACCAACUUACUACGUACUAAGGGGGGAGCUUUGUCAACGACGUUGGCAACAGCUCUUAAACAAACACCGUGCAACUCUGCACAUGCAACACACUUUGGUAUAUCUCUCCGCCCGGCACUGCAUGACUACGGCGUAAAAUCACCUUACACGAUCCUUAAUGAAACUUGGGUUCCAUCAUCAAGAAUUCAACACCAGGGAAAUUCAUCCUUAAUUGCUGUUUCAAAUGAUUUGUAAUAAUUGCGACAACCAGUGAAAAAGUUUAGAAAAACGCUAAUUCAUUUUUGAUGAGCCUUUUUGUUGCAGUCGCCGUGGUUUUCAGCUGAACUAACGUACCUCACGGCGGCUAUGCUGAUGGACAAGAAAAAAAUCGUUUCCUUUUAUUCAGAACUACCCUCUUUAUACAUGCAUUCACCUAAAAAUUAUUGUUUAGUCAACCAACAUGGCUGCAUGUUUUGUUGCGUGAUAGAAAAAAACAGCAAUAUGCUUCGCUGAGCAAUUUUUGUGGUUACUAAGUCAUUGUUUAGGUUGUACAUUAAUGGUCACCCAAAAAGCGAUAUUAUGUAUAUUGUAUUUCAUUUAUGUAACGAAAAAUGAACAAACUCAUCAACAACACCAAGGAUUUUCUAGAUGAGACGGCAAUUACCGACAAGUAUUCUAUUUUCAGGAAACUGUAAUCUGCUUACUGACUCUCAUGCCAUUUAAAUUGCCCGACGUCCUUAUAGGUUUUAUAACACUGGGGCAGCUUAAAAUACUAUAAUUACAGAUCGAACCUUUUAAAAUUGCGGGACAUCUUGUAAAUUUACUCCUGUAUUUUGCUAUAAAACCUCCAAAACUGUUUUAAGCUUAAACUUAUACUCAUUUCUUGAUCCUCUGGCUCUCCAUAGUUGAAGAGGACAAGCGAAUAUUGGCCACUGGAUUUGAUUGCAGGCAGAAGCCACUUUGCGAUGUCAAUGCUGUUUGUACAACAGACCAAUUGAACAGGGAUCGUCAUGUCUGUGUCUGUAACAAUGGCUUUCAAGGGAACGGUUCUUUAUGCCAUGGUAAGAGCUCAGAUUUUGCGGGCCAAAUUAAUCCUAGGGAUCAAGUUCAGUUCAAACUAAAGCACGGCAGCAGUACGAUGCACCCCCGAAUAAGAACGAAUGAAUGAACAACUUUAUUAACGUGUCAAAAUCUUCUAGCGGGCCACAAGUAGCAUACUAAUCGGGGACACCUAGUUAGUAAAAUCUAUUUAAUAAGCUUAAGAUUGAAUUUGAUGAUAUUUACGCUAAAUAUUCACUAUAAAAUUACACUAAUAACGUUAAAUAUUAUAUAUAACAAUGAAUAAAAAUUAAUAAAUAAAUAAUAAUAACAACAAUAAAAUAGUCUACAAUCUAAUUAAUCGAAAAGUAAAUUAACAAGUAGGGUCUCAAGUAUUACACAAGGUACAAUUUGAACAUCUGUUCUCAGCUAUGAGACUUGAAAGGUCUCUCUUCUGGAUACUUGUUUUGAAAGCCGAUAAUGUGGCUAGGUCCCUGUCCUUUAUCUGAGAUUAAGAACCUCCUGGAAGAAAUUUCCCCCUUCAAUACCCCAAAAUGCAAGAACCUGUUUAGCCGAGGAAGAUCAAGCAGGUUUUUAUAUGUGGGUUACAGUUAAAUUAUGAUAAACAAUUUAACACAGGAGCGUAACUUUGAGAUAUAAGUACAGUAUAACAAGAACAUACUGUACCAAACUGCAUGUAUAAAAAUUCGGUAAUCAGUUGUGAAUAAAUACUGUAUUUUCAAGGACCAAACCCACGUUGAUUAUUUUUCUGGUAAUCAACAAUGUUACGUCCUUCAUGAAAAUAAAGAACCUAUUUAACAACCAACUUAGCCUAAAUUGCCGAUAAUUACCCCAAAAUACAAGAAACUAUUUUGGCAGACUCCACUGAAGUAGGUUCUUAUUCGUGGCUGUCUACUGUACUUCAUGGCAGUAGCAAGACUAAACGUCGUGUUCAAGACAUCAGAACUGUGUCAGUUGAGAAGUUUCUAUAGUAUCUACUCUCUGACCCGUUGAGACCUCUGUAAUGAGCCUUUUUCGACAAAUAUAUUUUGGAGAUUUCUGGAUGUUUUAUAUGUUAUGUCUUCAAAGUGAUCUCCAGAAAAAAGGUUAUGAAGACUUUGGAACAUUUUUCUUUAAAAUAUUGUUUGCCUCAGACGCGGGAAGAAGACUGCUUGUUAACUGAAAUUUGAAUGGACUCUCAGAAGCUAAAAUCUUAACUUCAAAGAUGAACUCGGGUGUAAAAGAUAAAGCUGUAGGGAAGAUGCAAGAUAUCUAAGCGAUUCAUAGUCAGAGAGUGUAGAAGAUUGAAACUCAAGCUAAAAAGUACUUACCCAAAUACGCACAUAGGGGCACAAGGGUAACUAUAGUGAAGGAAAGGGCAUUUUUUCUGAUAUCGGGACAGUUUAACUAGGCUUAUUUUCAACUUGAAUUUCCUGCAGACAUAGAUGAGUGCUUAUCCGAGGAACUGCAUUCCUGCCCCUCCAACGCAAAAUGUGUGAACGCCAUUGGCACCUACAAGUGUACUUGUGUUCCUGGUUACGAAGGAGAUGGACGCUCAUGUACAGACAUCAAUGAGUGCAGUAUAAGAAAACAUAACUGUAGCACUGAUUCGUUGUGUAAUAACACUAUUGGCUCUUAUACCUGCACGUGCCUUGACGGAUUUCAAGGUAAUGGCUUUUCAUGUAAAGACGUAGACGAGUGUAAAACAGACGUUCAUGAUUGCAGCCCCCAUGCAUCGUGCACUAAUGCAAUCGGUGGCCACAACUGCUCUUGUCUGCCAGGUUUCCAAGGUGAUGGGCGGACCUGUCAAGAUGUUGAUGAGUGCAUAGCCUUGAUCCAUAAUUGCAGUGAGCAUGCAUCGUGUAUAAACACAAUCGGUGGAUAUGAAUGCAAAUGUCGAGUUGGAUUUAAAGGCAACGGGUUUGACUGUAUAGACGAGAAUGAAUGUGAGAUGCAAACACACAAUUGUAGUGUCUAUGCAUCCUGUACGAACAGCAUCGGUGCAUUCAGAUGCAAGUGCUUUGUUGGAUAUGAAGGUAAUGGAUGGGAAUGCACUGACAUCGAUGAGUGUAGGAUUGGAACUGACAACUGUCACUCUAGUGCUAGUUGUGAGAACAAGCCAGGUUCGUACAGUUGCUUCUGCAAAAGAGGGUACACGGACAAUGGACGGUACUGCACAGGUAAGCAGUCUCCAGUGUAAUACCAAACUAUAGAAGCAAAGCUCAACAUUGAACCCGGCGUGUCCAAGCGAUGAAAUUCGACAAUUGAUAAAAUCGAUUGUAAUCGAUAGUAAUACUGAAUCGAGUGAUAUCGGAAAUGGAUUAAAAAAUCAGAGAUCGAAAGAGUUGAUUAUCGAUUUUUAUUAAUUUUCAUCGAUUAUAUCGAUUGUCAUUGGUAAUCGUUUGACCAUAAUUUCAGAAACGUUUGAGCUAUGCAUUAGAAAUUGAAAGUAUUACCAGUUGUAAUUUUUCACUUCCUAAAGGGAGAUCUUUCGUUCCAUAGCUGUUUUUCUUCUAGUCUGCUACACAGCCGUUUUCAGUCAGGGGUCGUCACGCAACGCUCCUCCCCAGUUUAUGGGGGGGGGGGGAGCGUUGCGUGACUACUCUAACGGCUGUGUACAGCUGUGUAGCAGACUAUUUUUCUUCUAAAUGUGUCGAAAAUACGAAAAAAAUGAUUGAAAAGUCUGAUCAUUUGAAACUUGCGAUGCGUGGACAAAAAAUACCUAAAUAGCCCCUUAUGACGUGGAUUUGUUGAACAACGUUUCUUGAAAGUACCGACUCCUACAAAUAACAAGAGAUCCGGCCACUUUCCCCGCUUUUAUGCGACGUAAACUAAAACUGUACAACAGAACUUCGUAAACUGGUGUCCAGCACUCUUUAAAAUCCAUAAGAAUUGAUACAAUUAAAAGAAGGAUUGUGAGUAUCGAUUUUCAUCGAUUGAUGAAACCAAUCAAUAUUAAUCAACUAAUUUUUAUCGAUUAAACCGAUUCUAUUUAUUGGUUUCCGAUGAUCGAUUUUCAUCGAUUGGGCACUCCGGGCAUUGAAUCAUUAGUACACCCUCAACGUAGGAAUUUAAUAUUAAGAAACAUGAUCUUUACCAUAGGCUUUCUCAUGACCGGUCUGACAUGAAAUAUCGAAGAUUUUAACUCUUGUACACGGUUGUUUUGAUAUCUUAAAAUGCCUAAAAUGGCAAUAGACAAAUCUGACUACACAGGAAGCUGUCACUUUUCUGGGUCUUCCUGUUAUACUGACAGAGAGCUCAGUUUUGGUUGAUCUUUAAAAUUUCAGAGAGAAAGGUACAUCUUUAUGGGAAUUUGGACUCCCUAACUGAGCGUGAGUUAAAGGCCUUUUACUAGAGCUCUUAAGAAUGGCAUCGUCUAAUAACGACUUCACCGUAUUAUUAUUUGGUAUUUAGAUAUAAAUGAGUGCCUACACAUGAAGACAAAGUGCAGUCCAAAUGCGCGAUGCAUCAAUAACCAAGGAUCCUACAGUUGUAAGUGCCUGGACGGAUACCAAGGCGAUGGCGAAACGUGCUAUGAUGAGGACGAGUGUAGUCGAAAUCCUUGCAACCCGAACGCAGUUUGCAGAAAUACAGACGGUUCGUACACCUGCAGCUGUAAAACCGGUUUUCGAGGAGACGGAAAGUGGUGUAAUGACUAUAACGAGUGCCUAGUGGGUGUUUCUGACUGCCACAAAAAAGCCGUCUGUGUAAAUACGUGGGGAUCGUAUCACUGUUCCUGUUCCAAAGGGUAUCACGGAAAUGGCCACGUCUGUAAAGGUGAGGGAUUCGGUCAUAUCCGAAAAAGUAUAGCUCUUGGAAAUGGAGGGGUCUCCUAGGAAUUCUUGGUAGAGCUGUGCCACCCGGUUCUCCAAAUCCUGACCCUAUUUCAGACCGAAACAUACCAUUCAUUUGCACACCCGUUUUCAGACCUGAUCUCUGAAAGAUGAUUAGUUUGUGAACCGAUUAUGGCGUUUAAGUAAAAUCACGAGGGCUUUUGCAGAAGACAGACACUGGCUGCUCUUCUCCUUUAAAAUGCUCUUGGAGCUGAAAAGAGAAAUACUUUAUAUGCCCUCCUGGUUCCCUUGCAGCGCUCGCUCGAGCACGCAGAGCUCCGCUCUUACUAAGGUAAGGAAGUGGCCCCAUUCCCCGCGCUUCGUUUAUAGGGGUCGAACUCCAGUCAUUACUAGUAUUACUGGGAUGAAAAUUCACGCUAUUUCCCAGAUAGAACAAUUUCAAUUUUUAAGGCACGUCCGGCUUUACUAAUACUGGCGAGUGUUAAAUAAAAGGUAUAUUUUUUUAGUCUUCCUUGAAAGAACUUACAGAAGCAUAAGUCCAAUUACGGUUCGUGAAAGUAUUUAAGCUAGCUGGUCAGCUUCACGUCAAAAAGUGACAAGGCUUUAUAGUACAUCCUCGUCUUUUGCUGACACUAACCAACAACCAAAAUCAGCAAAACCGGGUGUUGGGUGUGGUUGAUGGAGCUUAACGGCCAAAAUAAGCAAAAUUAGGUGUCGGGUGUGAUUGAUGAAGCUUUAAAUGUUUACAUGACCUACACCGUAACACUUAAUAACGACUGAACAUCUUUUUUUUCUUUUCCCAGUUUCUUCUUCCAGCAGCAUAAUACCGACAAGAUUUCUUUUUGUCGUCAUGCUUACCGUUUCUUAUGUGAUGUUAACUUGAGGACGAGGGCGGCGAUUUUGAAGCAAUUCUACACGGUUUAUGAUUGAUACUGAGCCUCCACUCAUGUCAUUCACAAAGGAUUUUUCUAGUCCAGUGUAGGAGAAAGGGUUUGGAAUCGGCCUAAAUAGAGUAAAGUUUCGUUUUCAGAAAUCGGUAGCAAAUCGCGUGCUAAGACUUUAUCACUAUUGGCCACACAAAUCGAAGACAAACAAUGAAAAUGGUUAGUUUUUUGUUAACGUAAAACUAAUUUUGUCAAAAAGGAUGUAUCCACAAAACCAUCUAAACUUUCACAAUCUUACUACUAAAGUUAGAAUGUAGAACUCUGAGCUGGUAGCAAAGCGUGGUAACGAAAACGGGUUCUUUGCGAACAACCAUAACAUAAGAAACCUGUUGCCUCCAACGCACUGCGGCAGUGGUUACACUUUAAGAAAACAGUGCAAUUUCAAGUAGCUAAUUUGAAAACCAAUUGGGCAAGGAACUCCUUCAUAUACGCCAUAUCUACCUUUUGCAAAGUAUUUGUAAAUAUUUUUAAUUCUACUUUUAUUAUUCAUAGACUAUUACUACAUUUUUUUGGUGUAUUAUUAUCAUAGUUUUAUUACGGUAUUGUAAAACUACAUAUUUCAGCCGAGCAGCUGCGACGUAUUUAAUAAACCAUCAAUCUAUCAAUAUUUCUAUCUAUCUCAGUAUCUAUCUAUCACAGAUCACACUGCUUCAGCAGUCCUUAACCCUUUAAGCCCUACGAUCAAAAUUUGCAUUCUCAUCUGUUGUCCAUAUCUAUUUCCUACAGAAGUAGUGAGGAGAAGUUGAUAAAAUAUCAAGCAAUUUCAGCUUGUGUGAUCAUGUCAGUAAUUUUCAUGACCACUCUGUUUUACAAAGCAUUGAUAUUACAAGGAGAAAUUGGAUGCUGAUCUCUGUUAGGGCUUAAAGGGGAUAUAUCAUGCUACUUGCUAAUUCUUUGAAAAGUUAAAAUUUCUCUUGAAACUCCGAGUUACAACAGUUUUCAUCCUUUGCAUUUGUAUGUUGUGUACAUUUUAUCAUGCAUAUUGUGCACUCAAGGAUUAGUGAAAGAAUCUUUUUAUCGUUUGUCAAUUUUACUAUUAAGAUGUAAAUUGAACGUGUUCAAGAUUCAAACAACUUAUAUAUUAUUAUAAGUUAUACAUUACUCACUAUGCUAGUAGGCAAAUUAGGUAAUAGUACUGGAAGAUGAACACAAUGUGUUGAAAAGAGUAAUAAAAAGUACUAUAGAUACAAUUUGCGAGAAAGAAAAACAUAUAAAGUCUAUGAAACCAGCUGACUCCUUUAUUGUUGUCGUUGUUGUUGUAAUAUAUAUAUAUAUAUUUCGUUGUUAUUGUUAUCCUUUAUCUUUUUUCUUUUAGGUUAGUAUCUUUUUAAGUGGAAUUGUAUAAUUUAAUUUAUUUAAUUAAUGUUUAUUUUUAAAUAACAUUGUAAAACUUGUCUUUAAUUAAUUCAAUAAAAUUGUUU